AUGGAUUCCGAUGACGACUUCAUCUCCAACAUGUCGAGCGAGGACGAUGUCAUGCAGGACGACACCGAUAACGAUGACCUGUCCGCUGCGGACGAGGAGUUCGAUGUUUUUGAUGACGAACCCGAUGACAACCCCGCAGUCACCUCGAUGAAGUCUGACAAGAAGAAGGGCGUGUCGUUUGAUGUCAGUUUCAGGGUGUACAGGCCUAUCGACGUCCAAAACCAGCAAGACGAGAUGAUUGACGAGGUCAACAUGAUCCUAGAGAUGAAGAAGGAAGAUGCUGCCAUCAUGCUACGCCACUUUCGGUGGAAUAAGGAACGACUGAUCGAGGACUACAUGGACAACCCAACCAAGGUCCUCGAAGCGGCGGGCUUGGGACCUAGCUCCUCGAGACCACCCGAGUUGGAAGUGAUACCCGGCUUCAUGUGCGACAUAUGCUGCGAGGAUGAGGACGGCCUGCUCAGCUUCGCCAUGAAGUGUGGGCACCGAUAUUGCGCUGAUUGCUACAGGCGAUACCUGACCCAGAAGAUCCGCGAGGAGGGCGAAGCUGCCCGUAUUCAAUGCCCAACAGACGGAUGCCAACGCAUUAUGGAUUCUCGGUCGCUCGAUAUACUCUUGACCUCGGACCUGAAUGAACGAUACCGAGAACUGCUCAACCGUACAUUCGUUGAGGACAAGGAUAUUCUGAAGUGGUGUCCGGCCCCCGACUGUGAGAAUGCCGUCGAGUGCGGCAUCAAGAAGAAGGACCUAGACAAAGUCGUCCCCACCGUUGACUGCGCCUGUGGCCAUCGCUUUUGCUUUGGUUGUUCGCUUAACGAUCAUCAGCCUGCGCCAUGUGAACUUGUCAAGAAGUGGCUCAAGAAGUGCGCCGACGACAGCGAAACAGCGAACUGGAUAUCGGCAAAUACGAAGGAGUGUCCAAAGUGCAACUCGACCAUCGAGAAGAACGGUGGUUGCAACCACAUGACGUGCCGCAAGUGCAAGCACGAGUUCUGCUGGAUGUGCAUGGGCCUGUGGUCGGAGCACGGCACCGCCUGGUAUAACUGCAACCGGUUCGAGGAGAAGAGUGGAAGCGAAGCGCGGGAUGCCCAAGCUAAGUCCCGGGUUUCCCUGGAGCGCUACCUUCACUACUACAACCGCUAUGCGAACCACGAGCAGUCGGCCCGCCUGGAUAAGGACAUGUAUCAGAAGACAGAGAAGAAGAUGGUGCAGCUGCAGACCGCAUCUGGCAUGUCCUGGAUCGAGGUGCAAUACCUUAACAUGGCCUCGCAGGCACUGCAAACUUGCAGACAGACGCUCAAGUGGACCUAUGCGUUUGCCUUCUACCUUGCUCGGAACAAUCUCACGGAGAUCUUCGAGGACAACCAGAAGGACCUCGAAAUGGCCGUCGAGGCUCUGUCCGAGAUGUUCGAGAAGCCCAUUACGGAACUGGCCGACGCCAAGCUUAAGGUGGACAUGAUGGACAAAACGGCCUACUGCAAGAAGCGUCGGGUCAUCCUCCUUGAUGAUACAGCCGACAAUCUGGCAAAUGGGAGAUGGACAUUCAGUAUAGACCUGAAGGGUCUUACUGCUGGAGCUGGCAGCACGGGUCCCCGACGAUAG
Anthostomella pinea is the source of this 1602-nucleotide messenger RNA. NCBI's taxonomy places the organism in Eukaryota, Fungi, Ascomycota, Sordariomycetes, Xylariales, Xylariaceae. The record is from the annotation of a GenBank genome assembly.